AUGUACGGAUCGUACCAGCAACUCGGUCGACUCUCGGAGGAUGAAGUCCUUGAGGGAAUGCUCGAGCGGCGCCAGCGAUUCGCUAAACUUGAUCACACUCGAGGAUAUCAACACUCCUUCCGGAGUAAAUCGAAAUGGGAGCUUGUGCGCUUGUCUCUGCUGAUAGUUGGAAUCGAGUGUACGUACGCCACGGAGACGGCUUUGGUGGCUCCGAUUCUGCUCGGUAUAGGACUCUCGCAUACGAUCAUGACGAUGAUCUGGGCGAUGCCGUCUUUGGCCGGGUUGCUUUUCGCUCCAGUGAUCGCUUCCAUCAGCGAUCGGCUUCGAUCACGGUGGGGUCGUCGACGACCUGUCAUGUUGGCACUGGGCGUGACGAUGCUCACGGGGAUGCUACUUCUCCCGAAUGGAACAGCCGUUGGUGAGCGAUUGGGUCUCUCCAGCGUAGGAUGGUUAGCAACGAUCACCACCGUGGGGCUGGUCAUGACGGACUUCUCUGCGGAAACCAGCAACGGUCUCUGCCGGACGUACGCCAUGGAGGUGUGCACUGUGCGCGAUCAGACACGUGUCCUCAGCAUUAUGGUGUUGACGGGUGGAAUCGGGGCCACGAUGGGUGCGUUGUUUGGAGCCAUCGACUGGAAUCAACUCGGUAUCGGGCGAUAUCUGGGUGGAAACGACCCGUCAGUGUUUGCCGCCAACUGGAUCGUGCUGUUCGUGGGACUGUUAGUGACACUGACGAGUUUCUCGGAGAUUCCACUACCGGUGCAGGAGUCUGAACCGAUGCUACGACCUGUUACGCAGAAAAUGCUACUCGAUGAGGUGAAGCGCGUGAAUGGAGACGGCCCGGUGGCGAUCGAGGACGAACCUCUGGAUGAGGUCGGUUUCAAGCAGUUCCUGCUCAAUGUCCUCCGAAUGCCGCGAUCAAUGAAGAUCCUCUGCCUUACUCAGCUGCUCAGUCACAUGGGCUAUCUGACGUUCUGUCUGUACUACACCGAUUUUGUUGGCGCAAUUGUGUACGAAGGAGACGUUUGGGCUCACACCGGUUCGCCGGCUCUAGAACGGUACAAUGCGGGUGUUCGGUUCGCUUGCCUAGGACUGGCGCUGUGUUCCAUGACUGCUUCCAUCCACUCCGUGUUUAUUGAAAAGCUUAUAGCUCGAUUCGGAGCUCGGCCGGUUUACGUUGGUGGUUUGCUAGCGCAUAGCUGUGGCUUGCUUGCGAUGGGUCUGGUACCACACAAAGUGGUCGUCUGCUUGUGCUGUGCCACGGUUGGAGUCAUGUACGCAACCAUCUACUCUAUUCCGUUCCUUUUGAUCUCCCAUUAUCAUUCUAAAAACUGUUUUUCUGAAGUCAACGGUCAGUAUGUAGAAAACAUCGCGCAGCGAGGUUUCGGAGUGGAUGUUUCAAUGAUGAGCAGCAUGCUGUGUUUGGCGCAGCUGAUCGUUUCUUUAGCCAUUGGUGCAGUUGUGGAUGCUGUUGGGUCAACUAUUAUCAUUACUUUCAUUUCAUCCGCGUUCAUGCUAUGUGCUGCUUGUUCAGCUAUGGCAGUGCUCUACAUGGGGUUGUAA
Molecule: messenger RNA, 1563 nt
Organism: Anopheles nili
Lineage: Eukaryota; Metazoa; Arthropoda; Insecta; Diptera; Culicidae
Product: proton-associated sugar transporter A-like
Exons: 5
Coding region: 1-1563 (520 amino acids)
Biological process (GO): transmembrane transport
Cellular component (GO): membrane
Molecular function (GO): sucrose:proton symporter activity
Source: RefSeq, a predicted model, not a curated record